This is a messenger RNA of Puntigrus tetrazona (Sumatra barb), 5749 nucleotides long. Its product is annotated as synaptopodin-2. Gene Ontology annotation, cellular component: Z disc; actin cytoskeleton; nucleus. Lineage: Eukaryota; Metazoa; Chordata; Actinopteri; Cypriniformes; Cyprinidae. Gene Ontology annotation, biological process: positive regulation of actin filament bundle assembly. The record is from RefSeq and is a predicted model, not a curated record. Gene Ontology annotation, molecular function: actin binding.
CUCUCAGACAGGAGGAUGGGCACGGGAGAGUUUGCGUGUGUGACGCUGCUCGGCGGCGCUCCCUGGGGCUUCACACUUCGCCAGAGCACUCAAGACGCUCAACAUCCAAUCCAGCUGCUUGAGAUAGAGGAUGGUAGUCCUGCUGCCAUAGCUGGACUGUGUGAGAACGAUGAGCUGGUGUCAGUGAAUGGAAAGCCUUGCUCUAAUCUCAGUCUCUCAGACGCUGUUAAUCUCAUUGAGGCCUCAGCUGACUGCCUACAGCUGCUUGUCAAAAGAUGCUGUAGUCAACCUCAAGAGAGCUUUGAAAGGAUCAGUGCCACUUUUCGGAUCCCUUCUCCAUCCAGGCCUCAUGAGCCACAAGAACUAUACACCUCCGAGUCCCAGGAUGAAGCAUAUUAUGGAGAGACGGACAGCGAUGGAGAGUGUCCGGCAGGGACUCGAUUGGUCCGGACACAAGUUCAAAUACCUGCUCCUAGGAAUAAUAGAGGCACUGGUGCCCAGGGUGGUGGAGACACCAGUGUGGAUGUAGCCCCAGGAUCUGUUGUCGAAUUACAGCUCUCGCUCUCCAAGACCACCCUGGAGGAGCCAGACUGUACUGCAUUAGGCAGUGCUUGUGGAUUUGUGGGAGACAUCCAUCAAAGAAAGACAGAUGAGAGCGUCAAUUAUACAGCCGCCGCAUUAACUUCAGCUAACCCCCUCUACAUACCCAGACGAGACCGGCAACCACUUGGUCAGCGUGGUGUGUUGGUUAGCAAACCCCCUGCUUUGGCUGGACAGGUGGAGGUGACAGUGCAGCAGUUAUCUGGAAGCAGUUUAGAAAAGGAGGGGGUAGAGGCCAGUGAGCGGUUGGAUUCUGGUGGGGAAGAAGGAGGGCACAUUGAAGAAGCUCCCACCUCCUCAUCUGUGUCCUUUGGACUUCCCUCAGAGGAGUGGGACUCUGAAUCGGAGAGGGAGGUCAACGAGCCCAACAAGCACCGGGCAAGGCACGCCAGGCUGCGGCGCAGUGAGAGCCUUUCAGAGAAGCAGGUGAAAGAGGCUAAGUCCAAAUGCAAGCGCAUUGCUCUCCUGCUGUCGGCUCCUGCCCCCAACCCUAAUAACAAGGGGGUGUUGAUGUUUAAGAAGCAUAGACAGAGGGCCAAGAAGUAUACGCUUGUAAGCUACGGUACUGGUGAGGACGAGCCAGAUUAUAAGAACGAAGACGACGAAGACGACAAAGCGGAGCACGCUGUUGAGUUCACUGUUCUAGCGACAACUGAAACAGAAUUUGAUGAGGAUUUCUUUACCGAUGCCUCGGGCCAGAAAAGAAUUGUGAGCUUUGAUUGGGAUACUGGAUUACUUGAGAUAGAACGCAAGCUUGACAACCAGCAGGGUAUGGAUGCACUUCCUGAGACCAAAGGGAAAGGAGCCCUCAUGUUUGCCCAGCGCAAACAGCGCAUGGAUGAGAUAGUAGCAGAACAUGAAGAGAUGAGGCGUAAGGGGAUCCCUGUUGAAGCGAUGCAGGAGACUCAAACGCAUCAAACAUACCAACACAUGGAGGAGCAGGCUUAUAUGCAUGCACAAGAGACCCAGAAUUACAUGGAUGUAAAUCUACACCACAGUUUAUCGGCACAAAAGGAGCAACAACAAUAUCAACAGUACCAAGAACAGUACUAUCAACAACAGCAGCAGCAGUAUCAAGAGUAUCAGCAGCAGCUACAAUACCAGCAACAGCAACAUCAGUACCAACAACAGCAAGAAUACCAGCAACAAAAAAUGUACCAACACAUGCAAUCAUAUGAUCAGCAACAACAUUGUCAACAAGAGCAAGUGCAACAGUAUUCACAUCAUAUGAAUGGCAUGUUCGAUCAGCAAAUGCAAAUUGAAAUGCAGCCGUUAGUCACAAACAGAAGUGCCAAACCAUUUUCAGUUCAGAAUACAGUGGCUGCUCCAUUUUCCUCCUCGUCAAGUGCAGACAAUCAAGAACAGCCUGGGUAUUCAUUGGGACAAGGUGAACAGAUUGCUUCCCGAGAUGAGCGUAUAUCUGUGCCUGCUAUCAAAACUGGUAUCUUGCAAGAUACAAGGAGGAGGAGUGCCAGUAAGCCUAUGUUCACUUUCAAGGAGUCUCCCAAGGUUUCACCUAAUCCUGCUCUUUUGAAUCUCCUCAACAGGAAUGACAAGAAGGCAGGUUUUGAGACUUGCCCAGAAGAAGAUUAUUUAAGCUUGGGAGCUGAAGCCUGCAACUUUCUUCAGUCUCCUAAGAUGAAACACAAAAUUCCACCACCAGUAGCUCCUAAACCUCACAUUAACCCUUCUUCUCCCCCAUGGUCUGCUCAACAAGAAACUACUGACCAACUCAUGCCACAGCAAACCGAAGACAGUGCCCCAGCCCCUGCAGAAGCUCCUGUCACAGAGGCUGAUACUGCUUUUGCCCCUGCCCCUGAAAUGGGAGCCCCAAUGUUGUCCGAAGAAAAGCCUACACUGGCCCCUGAAGCCCAUGAUGUUUCAAACUGUCCUGAACAGCUUCCUCCAGAUAAUGCCUGGAAACAACAAGAAUCCCAAAUGGAGCCAAAUCAGCAACCAGAAACCUGGAAUGAGAAACAACCACAGCCACAAAUGAAUUCUGCUCCUGUCGCACCACCUGUUACGCAGUCAGAUCCAUCUGUAAGAUCAUGGGAUCCAGCUCCAACCCAAGGUCAUCAGCAGAUUCCAGUAAGUACUUGGGGUUCAAACGAGGUCCAAUUGCAAGUCCCAUCUCAAAACCAGUCUCAAACACAGACACAGUGGAUGGCACAGUCUCAAGGUCCUCCAGAAGUGUCUUCUAAAGCACAAUCCCAACCUUCUUGGGUGACUCAGCCUCAAGCCUCCCCCCCAAUCAAACAUCAACCACAGCCUCAGUCUCAAAUCAAUUCUUGGGCGCCAAGUUCAAAUCAGUCAACCCCACAAGCUCCAUGGUCUCAGCCGCAUGAGCCGGCCCAACCAUCUGUCAAUGUUUGGCAACAAGAUCAAAAUCAAGCUCAGGAACAUCCAACAUGGACCCAACAACAACAGUUCCAACAAUCCCAGUUAAUGUCACAAUGGGCAUCAUCCCCUCAGCAACAGCCACAGCCACAGCCUUCUUGGACUCAACCUCAGAGGCAGUCACAGCCACAACCACCUUGGGUCUCUCAGGCCAAACAGCAAGAACCAACACAGCCAUCUGCAAAUGCAUGGACUCAGCCACAGAGUCCAAUUCAAGCACAGCCUCCAUGGGCUCAGCAGACUCAACCUCCACCUCAGCCCACAGCACCAGUGCAGCAACCCAUGAAUCCUUGGCCAACAAUGCCAGCCCAGUCCCAGCCACAUCCACAGUGGGGACAAGAACCUGCUUCUCAUCAACAUCCUCAACAAGCAAUGAACUCUUGGACACCUGCACAGAAUCAAAUUCAGCCUCCUUGGGCUCAGCCUCUCCCUCCAGCUCAGGCUCAGGCUCAGGCUCAGGCUCAGGCACAUCCUCCAUGGGCACCGAAACAUCAACAGCAGGCACCCCAGCCACCUGUGAGCCAGUGGACACCACCACAGUCUCAGUCUCAACCAGCUGUGAAUGCUUGGGCACCCCAGCACCAACAGAGUUCAGUUGGCAGCAUUGCUCAAAACGAAUCCCAGAAAUUGCCUCCUCAACCAAUCAAGCCAUGGAGUCCAACUCAGAGCUCUCAGCCCACUCCUCCACGACGAAUGAACUCAUAUACCACUGGGACAAAGGCGCCAUCUCCUGUUCCAACAAGUAGUACCAUGUCUCCCUCUGGAUUUGGGUCAGCAUUUGAGAUGCCAGCUCUGAGAGGGAAAGGAGCGGAACUGUUCGCAAAGAGGCAAUCCAGAAUGGAGAAGUACAUUGUGGACUCUACCACAGUGCAGAAUAAGGCAAGACCAUCUUCACCUUCUCCUUCUUUGCCAAAUUCCUGGAAAUAUUCACCCAAUUGUCGGGCUCCCCCACCAUUGGCAUAUAAUCCAAUUCAUUCACCGUCAUAUCCACCAGGUGCAAUCAAGCAGCCUCCCCCCUCUAGCCCUUCAACAGCAAACAAGAACAAAAACAAAGAUAAGCAAAAACCUGCCCCAAAACCUCUUCAUGUUCUUGAUGUCAUGAAGCAUCAGCCCUAUCAGCUGAAUUCCUCCCUUUUCACCUAUGGCCCAGCAGCAGAGAAACUUGCUGCAGAAAAGGAGGCAGCUGAAAAGCUUGCUGCUCAAAAAGCAGCUGAAGCCCAGGCUCAGGCUCAGGCUCAGGCUCAGGCUCAGGCUCAGGCCCAAAUUCAAGCACAGGCUCAGGCCCAAAUUCAAGCCCAGGCCCAGGCCCAAAUUCAAGCCCAAGCACUAGGUCCUCCAAAUCAAAACCAGCAAAUGGCAUAUAACCAAGGUCCUCCCACUUAUGGUUUUAUGCCUCAACAGACCCAGCAACCCUACGGGAUGGCUGGUCAUUCACCUAUACAAGAUGGCCUUUACCACCAAACCCCUCCUAAUACAUAUCAGCCUGCUCUAAAUUCAUAUCAACAUCCUCAACAGGCCCCAUAUCAACAUGAAUACAACCCCCAACAAGCUUACCAACAACCUUCUGUAAAUCCUUACCAACAAGCACCAAGCCCUCCCUACCAACAGCCCUCCCCACCCUCCUAUCAGACAGGUCCUAAUCAAGUAUAUCAAGCUGGACCUUCACUGGCCUGCCAACCAGCCCCUAAUUCUUAUGUUGUGCCAUCUUACCCAGUAGCAGCAAGGGCCGACUCUGCCUCAGGAGGCAGUAUUAUUGCUGCCCCGAAGCCCAAAUUUUCAGCCAAGAAGAGUGCUGCCCAAGUGUGGAAGCCAAGCACUCCCGAAAAAUAGUUAUGUUAUAGUGAUUUUUCGCCAGUGUUUUUACCUUAGGACAACUAAGCUAUGAUCCAGAUACUUUGUAGAGCAGAGCAGAAGCAUACUUCCGAACAGAAAUAUUGUGUAAGAGCGGCUUUUAAGAUCUGCCAGAAAAGAAGAGCUCAUAGAUCUCUCAGAAUUAUAUCACAUUCUGUUUUUACAGAAGAAUGUUCUGCCAAGUACUUUAUACAAAUAUUUUUAUAGACAUGGUCUGCUACAGGUAAGGCAAGAAAUAUACUUAGUCAGCUUAAGACUUCAUUUUGGUCAAAGGGAAUCAUUGUUGAUUGAGUUGGAGAAGGGAAACAUGAAUGCUUAAUAAUGAGGGAAAAAUGUGGACAGGUGAAAAAGCGACAGAGAUGUUGUGAGGGUUACUGAGUAAAUAGUUUGAACUGAAGUAUAUAAUCUUUAAAACCAAAACAACACUAUCGAAUCAUAUUACUACUGCUCAGUGUACAGACUGAAUAAAAUUGGAAUAUGCAAGUAAACAGUUCUGGCAGAGCCAACAGUGCAAGAAGACACUAUACACAGUAACACAGAGACAGAAUGUGACAGAAAGGUGACUAAUUAAUGUAGUGAAGUCUCCCACCUUCAGAGGAAGAAAAAACAUUGUUACAUUUCUAAAUUGUAAGUAAUGUUUCAGACUUUCUUCAUGACUGAAGAAAUGAAUGUACUCAGUAUGUGAGUUUUGAGGGAGAGAAAUUUUUGUUUGCUUCAGAAUUUUACAGCAGUUCUACUAUAGGAACAGUAAAAAUAAAACAGAUAAAGGAAUUUCAUUUUUAGUUUGAUUGCCAUAUUCUGUUCUUUUUUGAUGUCUUUUGUUCAUUUCUUUGUGUGAUGUUUUCUUCAUAGAACACUAUUUGUAAAAUGUACCACAGUGCCAUUAAAAUGACUGUCUUCA